This is a messenger RNA of Arabidopsis arenosa, 1518 nucleotides long. Lineage: Eukaryota; Viridiplantae; Streptophyta; Magnoliopsida; Brassicales; Brassicaceae. The record is from the annotation of a GenBank genome assembly.
ACAUUGCAGCUCUAAAGCUUCCAAUUUUUGAAUCAAUAGCUUCUGAAGUUGUGAUUUUUUGUAGAAUUCGAAAACCAAGGUCUCGAUUUGAGAAGAUGGGUGGGUCAGGAAGUUGGAUUAGAUCACUAAUAUCUCACAGAAAACCAGUAAAUGAUCAGCAGGAGAAGUUAAGUGAGAAGAGCAGCAAGAAGAAAUGGAAGCUGUGGAGGAUUUCAUCGGAGAGCUUCACAUCUUCUUCUUUCAAGAGCCGAGGAAGCUAUGCAGCUUCUUCGUUUGGCUCAGAGCCACCGUCUUUCUCGGCUGAUGAGGCUUUUACUACGGCCAUGGCAGCUCUCAUUCGAGCUCCUCCAAAGGAUUUUUUGAUGGUUAAGCGAGAAUGGGCUUCAACAAGAAUCCAGGCUGCUUUUCGUGCUUUCCUUGCGAGACAGGCGUUUAGAGCUCUGAAGGCUGUAGUGAGAAUUCAGGCAAUUUUUCGUGGCAGACAAGUUAGGAAACAAGCUGCCGUUACACUCAGGUGUAUGCAAGCUCUUGUUCGUGUUCAGUCUCGUGUAAGAGCUCAUCGUAGAGCGCCUUCAGACUCUAUUGAGCUAAAAGAUCCUGUAAAGCAGACUGAGAAGGGUUGGUGUGGUAGCCCCAGAAGUAUAAAGGAAGUGAAAACAAAGUUACAGAUGAAGCAAGAAGGGGCUAUUAAGAGAGAGAGAGCUAUGGUUUAUGCCCUCACACAUCAGUCGAGGACGUGUCCAAGUCCAAGCGGAAGAACGAUUACGCAUCAUGGUUCUCGCAAGAGCAGUCCUGGUUGGAACUGGUAUGAAGAUGUUGGGACAUUUUCAAGGAAAAGUAGUGAGAGCAGUGUAAUAUCUGAAUAUGAAACUGUAAAAGUCAGGAAGAACAAUCUUUCUUCAACUAGAGUUCUUGCUAGACCUCCUCUUCUUCUUCCUCCGGUUUCGUCUGGCACGAGUUAUGAUUCUUUACACGAUGAGACAUCAACAUCAUCGACAUCUCAGUCACCAGUUGCAUUCUCCAGCAGUGUUCUUGAUGGUGGUGGGUACUAUCGAAAGCCGAGCUAUAUGAGCCUGACGCAAUCUACUCAAGCCAAGCAGAGACAAUCAGGAUUAUCUUGCAACGGAGAUGCAAGACGCAGUGCUGGUUCAGACCAGUGUACUGAUCUAUACCCACCGGGGAUAGUAACUGGAAGACAUGUCUGGGCCAAGAGCCAGAGAAGCUAAAAGAGCGAGCCAUGAUGAUUCUUGUCAAGCCAUUUUCAACAGCCUGUUGGUUUAUAUUUUGUCUUGUUUCAGGAACGGUUCCUGUGAAACAUAUACACGAACUAUAGAUACAGAAACAGCUUCUGUGUACCGUUUACAUAUAAGAAUAUUGAUGAGAGUUAUUUGAGCUUGUAAUUUGGCUACUUAGGCCACUUCUCUAUAACUUGGAAUCAGAGUCGAUAUUGUUUUGAGUUGUUUGUUAAACCUUCCAUAUGGAUGCUUUUGAAUAUUUCAAGAAAUAGAGGAAGACUUG